Coprinopsis cinerea okayama7#130 is the source of this 276-nucleotide messenger RNA. RefSeq names its product cytochrome P450. The record is from RefSeq and is a predicted model, not a curated record. Bases 1 to 276 code for a protein of 91 amino acids. Gene Ontology annotation, molecular function: monooxygenase activity; heme binding; oxidoreductase activity, acting on paired donors, with incorporation or reduction of molecular oxygen. NCBI's taxonomy places the organism in Eukaryota, Fungi, Basidiomycota, Agaricomycetes, Agaricales, Psathyrellaceae. The transcript has a single exon.
AUGCACGACCCAAACGUUUUCGAGAAUCCUAUGGAGUUCAAACCCGAGCGUUACCUGAAAGAUGGAGUAAUCGACUCGACAGUGCUAGACCCAGAGUCCGGUGCCUUCGGGUACGGUCGACGAAUCUGUCCAGGGAGGUACUUCGGUAUCGAGUUGCUGACACUUUACGUCGCCUCUCUCCUCGCGGUGUACGACAUCAAACCGGCGAAGGACGACGCUGGAAACCCGAUUCCAAUCAAACUCGAGAUUGAUCCUAGUUUGUUGCUGAUUGUGUGA